Molecule: messenger RNA, 851 nt
Organism: Lepus europaeus (European hare)
Lineage: Eukaryota; Metazoa; Chordata; Mammalia; Lagomorpha; Leporidae
Product: collagen alpha-1(I) chain-like
Exons: 2
Coding region: 20-823 (267 amino acids)
Source: RefSeq, a predicted model, not a curated record
GGCCGCCCCGGGCCGCUCGAUGAAAGGAGAUAAGCCGGGGACCGUUUCCAGGUUCCCCGCGGGCCGACCCCGGCAGCCCGGGAGCCGCGGCGCGGCCGAGAGCCCGCGGAUCAAAGGCGUCGGCGGGGAGAGGGGGCGGGGGCCCGGCCGCCGGCGGGGACUCCGGGGCUGCCCGGCCGCCGGCAGGGGAGCGCGGGGUGCGCAGGAACCUUUGUACGAGAGGGGGACGGCGUGGAGAGCGCGCCCGGGACCCCCGGCGCCUCGGAGCCCCCGCCGUGCGCUCCGGCGCGGCGCCCGGACCGGCCUGCAGGCCGCGGCGAGCGGGCGCCCGCGCCUCCCCGGCUCCUUCCUUCGUCGUCCCCGCAGCCCCGCGCUGCGCGUGUUCCUGAUUUCAGGGGAGCGCGGCGCGGGGAGCUGCGGACCCCCGGGCGGGGCGCUCCCAGCCGAGGGGGCUCCGUGGUGGGGCUGGGUCCGCGGACACCCGGGGAGCAGCCCAUGCCCAGGGCGGCAGAGGAGCGGCCGCCCCCCCCCAGGCCCCCUGCACCUCGCUGCUCCUGUGCGCGGGGCUCGCCAGGAGUCACAGGUGCGUGGCCUUGCGCACACAAAGCCGCGGAGGAGACUGCAGACCGCCUUGCCGCCCGCAGCCCGGACGCCCCUGCACCCCGAAGCCUCUCCCAGCCCUGGAGCCCCCUCGGCCGCGCCUGGACACAGCAGCGGCGGCCCUGGCCACCGGGAAAUCGUCAACGCGUUUGAGCAGGCGGCAGUGGGGCCUUCCCUAAAAUCCAGGCCGAGCGGCUCCCGCCAUUGUUCCCCGGGCCAUUAGUCAAAGGGCAAAUUAGAAACAAUUUCUU